Molecule: messenger RNA, 2958 nt
Organism: Dipodomys ordii (Ord's kangaroo rat)
Lineage: Eukaryota; Metazoa; Chordata; Mammalia; Rodentia; Heteromyidae
Gene: Mamdc2
Product: MAM domain containing 2
Exons: 13
Coding region: 1-2043 (680 amino acids)
Cellular component (GO): membrane
Source: RefSeq, a predicted model, not a curated record
AUGGCCCCCAAACCCACCACUUCCAUGUUGACUUACUCCUUCUCACCUUAUUUGCAGAGAUAUAUUUCUGGAGCCCAAGACUAUAAGGUAUCUCUGAAAACCAAGGGGCAGGUGCUGCGACCUCGACCUGGCCAUUAUGUUUAUGUGGACACCUCCUUUGCCAAACCAGGGGAGAAAGCCGUGCUGCUCAGCUCUGACUUACAGGCGGAGGAAUGGAGCUGUCUCCGCCUGGUCUAUCAGAUAGCCGCGUCCUCGGGGGCUCUGUCAGAUUCCAGCCAGCUGAGCCUCCAUGUGAGAUUUGAAGAUGAAACUUUUGAUCGCUUGCUUUGGUCCACCAAGGAGCCCUCAGACAGCUGGCUCAUCGUCAGCCUGGAUCUGCAAGACAGUCCCAAGAAAUUCAAAAUUUUAGUAGAGGGUGUCCUAGGACGGGGAAACUCAGCCAGCAUUGCCCUCUUUGAAAUCAAGAUGACAACCGGCUACUGCAUCGAAUGCGACUUUGAGGAGAACCAUCUCUGUGGCUUUGUGAACCGCUGGAACCCCAACGUGAACUGGUUUGUUGGAGGAGGAACGACUCGGAACACCCACUCCAACCUCCCAAAGGACCACACUUUCAAGAGUGAGCUGGGCCACUACAUGUACGUGGACUCCGUGUACGUCAAACACUUUCAGGAAGUGGCACAGCUGGUUUCCCCCGUGACCACAGCUCCCAUGUCCGGCUGCCUGUCAUUCUAUUACCAGCUCGAGCAAAGGAACGACAAUGUCUUCUCCCUGUAUACUCGGGACGUGGCGGGCCUGUAUGAAGAGAUCUGGAAAGUGAACAACCCGGGGAAUGCCGCCUGGAACCUGGCCGAGGUGGAGUUCAGCGCUCCUUAUCCCAUAGAGGUUAUUUUUGAAGUUGCUUUCAAUGGUCCCAAAGGAGGAUAUGUUGCCCUGGAUGAUAUUUCUUUCUCACCUGUUCACUGCCAAAAUCAGACAGGGCUUCCUUUCAGUGCUGUGGAAGCAAGCUGUAAUUUUGAGGAAGAUUUCUGCAAAUUUUACCAAGAUAAAGAAGGUCUUGGUUGGACCCGGGUAAAAGUAAAGCCUAACAUGUAUCGGGCUGGCGACCACACUACUGGUUUCGGGUAUUACUUGCUGGCCAAUACCAAGUUUACAUCUCAGCCUGGCUACAUUGGAAGGCUCUACGGUCCCUCUCUACCAGGAAACUUGCAGUAUUGCCUACGUUUUCAUUAUGCCAUCUCUGGGUUUUUGAAAAUGAGCGACACUCUCGCAGUUUAUAUCUUUGAGGAAAACCACAUGGUUCAAGAGAAGAUCUGGUCUGUGCUCGAGUCCCCGCGAGGUGUGUGGAUCCAGGCUGAAAUCUCUUUCAAAAAGCCCAUGCCAACCAAGGUGGUUUUCAUGAGCCUAUGCAAAAGUUUUUGGGACUGUGGACUUGUAGCCCUGGAUGAUAUUAUGAUACAGUUAGGAAGCUGCAGGUCUCCAGAAAGACUUCCACCUCCACCUGGAGAGUGUACUUUCGAUCAAGAUGAAUGUGCAUUUACGCAGGAGAAAAGGAACCCGAGCAGCUGGCACAGGAGAAGGGGUGAAACUCCCACCUCCUACACAGGACCCAAGGGAGAUCAUACUACUGGGGUAGGUUACUACAUGUACAUUGAAGCUUCUCAUAUGGUGUAUGGACAAAAGGCCCAGCUCUCAUCCAGGCCUCUGCGAGGGGUCCCCGGAAAACACUGCUUGAUUUUCUUCUACCACAUGUACGGAGCUGGGACCGGCCUGCUGAGUGUGUAUUUGAAAAAGGAAAAAGAGAGCGACACAUCUCUAUUAUGGAGGAGAAGAGGGGAGCAGAGCAUUUCCUGGCUACGAGCUCUGGUUGAAUACAGCUGCACAAGGCAAUACCAGAUAAUUUUUGAAGCCAUCCGAGGAGUUUCAAUAAGAAGUGAUAUUGCCAUUGAUGAUAUUAAAUUUCAGCCAGGACCUUGUGCAGAAAUGGAAGAUACACCUCAACAGUCAUCAGGAUAUUCUGAAGAUUUAAAUGAAAUUGAAUAUUAAGCGAUGAUCUGAGUUGGAUGAAUUAGACAGAAGCUGUACCUCUCUUCAGUCACAAUGAAAACCAAGCAAAGGAAUACUGGACAGUCUUAACCAUUUCAUAAGUUAUGAAAUGACUUUAAAGCACCCCUUUUCAUUUCUUUUGCAAAAAAUUCUGACUCAGGGCUUUUAUUUCUUGCAUUUGACAACUGUUUCUUGAAGUACAGGCUACUUGUCUUGCCUAGAUUAUUCAUCUUAAUUUUGGUAGCAGUUAAAAUACAAAUGUGCUAUGUUGUAGCCAUUAAAAAUACAAAUAAAGGGCACAGUCAGAAUGAGUGCUCUUAAAUCUGCAUUCAGUGAAUGUACAGAAAAAGAAUAGAUCUUGUGGGUUUCCUCUUAAAUUUCAAAUGUCAUAAGUAUUUGUAAAAUAAAUAAUGUGAGGUGCCGGGAAUAUCUUCAGAAUGAAUGCAGUAUUUCAUGGUAACAAGUGAUUCUGGAAAAAAAUCAAAUAUUAUUCUCUAUGUUUUAUUCAUAGAAAGAGGAUUAAUUUUUAAUAUUUAUACCAUAUAUGAUCACAAAGGAGCUUUUAUAAAGUCCCAGAGUAAGUCAGCAUUAAUUAAUGUUGUGGUACAAGAAAAUGCUACCUUUUUUCUCCCUUUGAAGUACCUUUGAAAAUCACCAAGCACAUGAAUUGAAAUUGCACUCUUAUUUUAUAAAGCAGGCUUGAAAAAUGUUGAUGCUCACAUAUCCAACAAUUUUUUAUAAAUCUUUUGAUUGAUCCUUAUAAUACUUGUUUGGGUAAAGUUUUGAGUAGUAUGAAUACAACCAAAUAUGCUAAACUACUGCUUUUUAUUUACUCCUUUAGAGAAUGAUGUGCAUGUGUAUAUGUGUGUGUUUGUGUGAAAAUAUAAAAUGACUUAAUAAAAAAUAAUUUGAAAA